AUGGGGAUCAAGGCAGCCCUUCCUAGGUAUGAGCUGUACUGCUACACUGUUGUCCUCUUUCUUGCACUCUUGUGGGCCGGCAGCUGGAUCAUUGAGGCCUCCAAUGAGAAUGUAAGCCGGAGGGAAUUUAAGGAGAAUGUGAAACCAGGAUGGUACUACUUUGGCAGAAAAAUGGAUGUAUCAGAUUUUGAAUGGGUUAUGUGGUUCACCACUUUUCGCAAUCACAUCCUGUUUGCCCUCUCUGGUCACGUGAUCUUUGCUGAAAUCUGUUCGAUCGUGUCCCCAAAGCACAGAUCAUUGAUCUACAUGCUGUAUGGAUCUCUAGCUGUCCUGAUUACUAUGGGAUGGACAUACAUCUCUCUCAUCCUGUCACAUUGCAUCAUCCUUUACAGCGUGGCACUCAUUAAGAGGAAGUGGCUCUGCUUUGUGGCUGGACUUACCAGCCUGGCAACUUUCAAGAUGGAGCCUUUUAACACUUGGCAGGAAGGCUUUGUGACAGGUUCCUUUGAUUUGCAAGACGUCCUGUUCUAUGGAGGUUGCGGGUUCUCUAUUAUGCGCUGUAUGAGCUUUGCCUUAGAGAAUUGUGAGAAGAAGGAUGGCAACUACAGUUUCUUUGAUCUGAUCAAGUACAACUUCUACCUCCCCUUCUUCUUCUUUGGACCUGUCAUGACCUUUGAUCGAUUCCAUAAGCAGGCUAACAUCUCUAACUUGACUCGUAAGGAGAGAGAGAUGUGGAACAUCACCAUUUAUGCUUUGGUUCAUCUUGGUGCUAUUUUGAUGGUGGAUGUCUUCUUCCACUUCCUGUACAUUUUGACCAUCCCUAGCGAUUUGAAGCUUGUGAAUCAACUGUCUGAUUGGUCUCUUGCUGGGUUGGCAUACUCCAAUCUGGUGUAUGACUGGGUGAAAUCAGCCAUUAUGUUUGGUGUCAUUAACACGGUAUCCAGACUGGACCAGCUGGAUCCUCCCCAGCCCCCUAAAUGCAUCACAAUGAUCUAUGUCUUCGCUGAUACGUACUUUGACAGAGGAAUCAAUGACUGGCUCUGCAAAUAUGUCUAUGACUAUAUCGGAGAAAACCAUGAUGCUAUCAUCAAGGAGCUUGUAGCAACCAUCUGCACCUUUGCUGUCACAACCCUGUGGGUUGGACCCUGUGAACUGGUCUACAUCUGGUCUUUCUUUAACUGCUUUGGCCUAAAUUUUGAACUGUGGGUGGCCAAGUUCUUCUCUCUGCCACCGUUCUCCACUAUUGAGCGGGGUCUUAUGUCUGAGGCUAUGUCGCGUCGAAUCAGAGGCGUGUUCAAUGCUGUUAACUUCUGGCAAAUUGUCCUGUACAAUGUCCUGGCACUGAACAGUCUUGAUUUUGCUCAGCUGGUUGCCAAGAGACUGCUUCUUAAAGGCUUCCCCCUGUCCACUCUCUCAGUACUGUUUGUGACUUACUGUGGCAUGCAGCUGAUAAAGGAGAGAGAGCGAAAGCAGGCUCUGCUGGAUUAUCCGGAACCAGAGGCACCCCCAGAGCCUGGCAAACGGAAGGCUGAGUAA
This is a messenger RNA of Xyrauchen texanus (razorback sucker), 1536 nucleotides long. RefSeq names its product protein-cysteine N-palmitoyltransferase HHAT-like protein. Gene Ontology annotation, cellular component: endoplasmic reticulum. Gene Ontology annotation, biological process: negative regulation of N-terminal protein palmitoylation. Lineage: Eukaryota; Metazoa; Chordata; Actinopteri; Cypriniformes; Catostomidae. Bases 1 to 1536 code for a protein of 511 amino acids. The record is from RefSeq and is a predicted model, not a curated record. The transcript has 11 exons. Gene Ontology annotation, molecular function: acyltransferase activity.